Molecule: messenger RNA, 1904 nt
Organism: Pungitius pungitius (ninespine stickleback)
Lineage: Eukaryota; Metazoa; Chordata; Actinopteri; Perciformes; Gasterosteidae
Gene: setd4
Product: SET domain containing 4
Exons: 13
Coding region: 138-1490 (450 amino acids)
Biological process (GO): peptidyl-lysine trimethylation; peptidyl-lysine monomethylation
Molecular function (GO): protein-lysine N-methyltransferase activity
Source: RefSeq, a predicted model, not a curated record
CGCUGGCGGUCUGCUGCGCAGCCUCACUGCGCAUACCCGGAAAAAACAAGGAGGGUGGGUUUGACCACGUGGGUUUGACCGGAGGCCCCGCAGCACGAGGACUUCAUACCAAUGAGAAGAAUAUCUAGGUGGGGGUCAUGGGGGGCCGCGGCCAUCGCGCGGGACGAGCGGCGAGGAAGCGGAGGCAGAGACGAGAGAGCGCCGUCCAGUCGGUCUCGAUGUGUCAUCAGCUGCCCUACGUGAGGCUCAUGAAGUUUCUUCACCAGCGGGGGUUCACCUCGACGACGCUGCGGCCGGCGCUCUUCGCUGACACGGGGAGAGGACUUCAAGCUGUCAGAGGAAUAAAGCCCGGCCAGCUGGUCCUUUCUCUGCCAGAAUCGUGUCUCCUCACGACCUCUACUGUUCUGCACAGCUACCUGGGACAGUACAUCAAGAGCUGGAAGCCCCGCCUCUCUCCCCUGGCGGCGCUCUGCGUCUUCCUGGUGUGCGAGCGCCACCUGGGCGAGGCCUCCGAUUGGUUCCCCUACAUCGACGUGCUGCCCGCCGCCUACACCUGCCCCGCCUACUUCGCCGACAACGCGGUGGCCGCCCUGCCGAGCGGCGCGCGGCGGCGGGCUCUGGAGCAGAGGGAGGCGGUGCGAGAAAUCCACUCGUCCCAUCGGGACUUUUUCAGGUCCCUGCAGCCGAUCCUGAGUCGGCCCGCGGACGAGGUGCUGACGUACGAAGCGCUGCGGUGGGCGUGGUGCAGCGUCAACACGCGCUCCGUCUUCAUGUCCCGCCCGUCCAACCCCUCCCUCUGCGGUGAGGACGUCUACGCUCUGGCUCCUUUCCUGGACCUUCUCAACCACCGCCCUGACGUGCAGGUGGAAGCGAGCUUCAACGACGUGACCAGGUGCUACGAAAUCAGGAGCGUCGGCGGGACGCCGCGCCACCGCCAGGCCUUCAUCAACUACGGUUCCCACGACAACCAGCGGCUGAUGCUGGAGUACGGCUUCGUCGCCGCCUGCAACCCCAACAGCGUGGUCUACGUGGAGGCAGAUCUCCUCUGUGACGUAUUGAGAGGCGACAGGGGUUUGGAUCGGAAGAUCAAGUUUCUCAAGGAGAACAAUUUCCUUCAUAACCUCACCGUGUCCAGUGACGGUCCCAGUUGGAGGCUGAUGACGGCUCUCAGGCUGUUGUCUCUGCCACAAACACUGUACAACCACUGGAAGGCGGUGUUGCUCGGCCAGGUGCUGUGUGAGGAGAGAGAGGCGUGGAGCGCCCGGACGGCCAAGACGCUGUGUCAGCGACUCCUUCGAGACACCCACACAGCUCUGGACAAGAUCUCCGGUCUCCUUGGACGGAGCGACCAGCGGGUCAGGGAGCAGCUCCACGUGGUCCAGUCCCUGCGACAGGAGGAGAGGUGCAUCCUGGGAAGCUGUCUUGAGGCGCUGGACGGCCCGCCGGGAGAGUCGGGCGAACCGUUGCCAUGCCAACCUGACGCGAGAUGACGUCUGGUUGAUGCCGGUCGCCACAAGGAGCGGAGUCAGAGGCUCCUGGCUGCUCCUCCGCCUCAGGACACGGUUCCUCAAGGAGCAGUAAGUGAGGAUACAUCGCUGCGAUUGGCGGCGUGGCCACUCUGCCUGAAACGGCUGCUCCGAGGAAAGGAUUUCUUAUUUGGUUAAACUCUCCUCUGUUUUCCUCCUGGGAGACUUAAGACGCGAGUUGAGGAGGCGAGGAAAGGAAUCAAGGAAUUCAGUCUGUGCAUAGUGUUAAAAUUUGCUGUUAGUCGACAAACACAGCAGCAGCCCGCCUCCUGGGACCAGAGGGUCACCGGAUCGAUUCCGUAGGUGAGCCGGUGAGGAUGUGGUCACCACCAUCACAGAACGACACAUGGGUCACUAACACGACUCGGUUUUGUUUAU